UCUGUAUGAAUCUUGUAGGUUCCAAAAACACAUUUUGGUAUUUGUAGCAGCUACAUUAUAGCAGCAGUAGCAGCUACAUCAUCUAUGCAUGCUUGGACAUGAGUUAAAAACAGAGUGACUUGUCAGAGAUACAAUGGUGGUGGUAAAGAACACAGUGUGCUGUAUGUGUUUCUUUUAAGUGAUUACAGUUUUGUUUCCACUGGCCUCUUUCACCCUCAAGCUGGGAAAAGGCAUUUUAUGGAAUUAUCUGUUUGUCAGUAACCUCACAGUUUCCAGUGGCUCUCUCAUUAUCGCCGUCAAGUGUUUACAGUGUCUUCAUUAGCAGCCAGCCCUCUACUGAUAACAAAGCUUAAAAGAAGGCAUCAAUGGUAGCGAUAAGCAUGGCCAAGCUACUAUUUUGGUUAACACACGUCUCCGUGUUUACUCUGGGAGCAUGGGAGCGGACAUCAGGACAGUGGUCCUUGUAUUGGGGAUCUCCAUUUUCAAACCUUGCCAUCGCAAAGUCUGUUUUCAAGCCGGGAAGAAGGUAAAGUUUGUGCCAGCUUGUUUGCCCACGGAGAAUCUCAUUUCAAAAUGCAGAACUCAAGAACAUUCCUGUUCCAGGUGUGUUUGAGUCUGGUGGUUUCUACUGGCUCCUGCACCUGUAAGCCUCUCAAUAAUGACAUCCAAAGUGGGGACCCUGAGGGAUUUUACUCUCAGCUGUCAGAGGAGGACCUUCUGGAGGAGGAAGACGCAGAGUUGAACAUGGAGAACCUCCUGGGAACCAUGAAGGAGGGCUUUCUGAGAAAACUCAACCUGUCAGACGUUCCUCAGGAGCACAGCAAGAUCUACCCUCCUCAGUUCAUGAUGGAGCUCUACAACAAGUAUGCGUCCAACAGCACGGCAAUCCCUCAGUCUGAUGUCAUACGAAGCUUCACUGUCCAAGAUAUAACUCACUCAGUGACAAAUGGCACAAAGUCAAAGCACAGGCUGCUGUUCAACGUCAGCAUCCCAAACCAUGAAAAGAUCACUACUGCUGAACUACAGCUCUUCUUCCUCCCGGAUACAGGGUCAAGGGUCACCUCCCACAGUUUCAAGACCACCGUCAAAGUCUAUGAAGUGGAUUACAACAAUUUCAAAUCCACAACCCAGCUACUUGUUGGCAGAGAGGUGACAGGUUCACAGAGCACAUGGGUGACAUUGGAUGUGACUACAGCUAUUCAGAGUUGGAUCAUGUCAGGCCAUGGAACGACUGGAUUUGAUGUAGUGGUGGAUAGGAAGGACUGUGGGGUUUCUGGAAAAGAAGCAGUUGGCUGUUUAAAUAUGAGUAUGUCUGUUCGAGAUAACACUUCAGCGGCUUUGAUAGUCUUCUCAGAUGACCUGGGUAGCAGGAGGAGGGAGACAAAGAAGGAACUUCAAGAGAUGAUCCUCCAUGAAGAGGAAACCAUUUUACAUUCUGGUGCAGACUGGAACAGAGGGUAUCAACUUCCAAAUGAGAUCCUAGAGGCUCAGCAUCCAAGGCGGAGGAGAAGAAAGGCAGAGAGGGAGUACUGCCAACGGACCUCUCUCAAAGUCAACUUUAAAGACAUCGGCUGGGACCGCUGGAUCGUGGCGCCUCCAGAAUAUGAUGCAUUUGAAUGUCGAGGAUUGUGUUACCACCCACUGACGGAUGAAUCAACCCCGUCCAAACAUGCCCUCAUCCAGACACUGAUGAACAUCAGGAACCCCAAGAAGGCCAACAUGGCAUGUUGUGUCCCCAUCAAACUGGACCCCAUCACUGUCAUGUAUCAGGAGAAUGGGCGCCUCACUAUAAGAUACCUGUAUGAAGAGAUGAAGGUGGCAGAGUGUGGAUGCAGGUAGUCAGAAAUAAUUGAUGUACUCACCGUUGCA
This is a messenger RNA of Thunnus maccoyii (southern bluefin tuna), 1869 nucleotides long. RefSeq names its product growth differentiation factor 2 (gene gdf2). Bases 574 to 1839 code for a protein of 421 amino acids. Gene Ontology annotation, cellular component: extracellular region. Gene Ontology annotation, molecular function: cytokine activity; growth factor activity. Gene Ontology annotation, biological process: BMP signaling pathway; SMAD protein signal transduction. The record is from RefSeq and is a predicted model, not a curated record. NCBI's taxonomy places the organism in Eukaryota, Metazoa, Chordata, Actinopteri, Scombriformes, Scombridae. The transcript has 2 exons.